AUGUCCCCUCUCAGUCACCCUCACCCCAGCCUCAUCCCAGCCUCACCCCAGCCUCACCCCACUUUCACCCCAGCCUCACCCCAGCCUCACCCCAGCCUCACCCCAGCCUCAUCUCAGCCUCACGCCAGCCUCACCCCAGCCCCAUCCCAGCUUCACCCCAGCCUCAUCUCAGCCUCAUCUCAGCCUCACCCCAGUCUCACCCCAGCCCCUCACCCCAGCUUCACCCCAGCCUCAUCUCAGCCUCACCCCAGCUCACCCCAGCCUCACUCCAGCCUCACCCCAUCUUCACCCCAGCUCACCCCAACAUCACCCCAGCCUCACCUCAAAUUCAACCCAACCUCACCCCAGCUCACCCCAACCUCACCCUAG
Portunus trituberculatus (swimming crab) is the source of this 369-nucleotide messenger RNA. Its product is annotated as proline-rich receptor-like protein kinase PERK2. The coding region runs from base 1 to 369 and encodes 122 amino acids. The record is from RefSeq and is a predicted model, not a curated record. Lineage: Eukaryota; Metazoa; Arthropoda; Malacostraca; Decapoda; Portunidae. The transcript has a single exon.